CUUUAAUGUAACGUAAAAACAGGCUUUAAUUCCUGCACAGAUCAUCCAACAAGGAUGUGAAUACCCCCACGUUGGAGCUGACAGUCUACACUUUAACCUCAUUGUUUAUUUUAAACGUUUAAUUUGAAAUCCAAUAUGUUGGAGCACAUAGCCAAAACAACCGUGUCGCAGUCCAAAUACUUACGGACUGCAAGGUGUAUAAAACACGCUGUAAUAUACAAAGGAUGGAGAAAAAAAAAACCUGUGACCUGUAUGACACGCAAUGAUCCAUGAAUAAGAAAAAAUAAUGGUCCUCCCACAAAAAGGGCCGCCACCCCUAAUCAGACCACUGUGGAGCCGGGAGUGCAUGGAAUCGUCUGAAUCACCACCCCCCAAACGUUGCUCCAGCACCUGCUGCUGCCCGCUCCUUACCAGGAAGUACAGAACGACUUCCCCGCUCUCCGAUCGUAGCUUACGCGAUUCACACACCUACGUCUUAUUACUUAGUUGCAGUACAGUAUGCCGAAAUCUGUUAGAGAUCGCAUUAUUGCCGUGCUGGACAAUCUUUCCAAGCAACAGUUACUUCGAUUUAAGCAUAAACUGAGUGAACUGAAGAUCGUCGGCUUUGGUCUAAUCGAAAAGGAGAUAGCCGUGCAGAUCACGCAAAGGUUAGUUAGCAAGUUCACGGAAGCCCGUGCCAUCGCUCGCACCGCAGAGGUCCUAAGAGCGAUUGAUCUACAGGACGAAGCGGACAGUUUAGAACAAGGUGAAAAUGACCGUGAAGGGGCCAAUGUCGCGACAGGAGCGGGAGCAGCAAGCCCGACUGCGGCGGGGGAAAACGGCGGAAGCGCCACGAGCUGCAGCCCCAAACCGACGGAGGGCCAGCAUUUCGUGGACAAGAACCAUGUGGGACUGAUAACGAGAAUCACAGAGGUGAAACCCAUACUGGAUCGCCUCUAUGAAAAGAAACUAAUCAGCAUUGAAAUGUUCGGCCGGAUUACGGCUGAGAAAACGAACGAAGACCGAAUGAGGAAGCUUUUGUACGACGUCAUUCUCCCGCAAGGAGAGGGGGCGAAAGAUGAGCUGGUUGCGAUUUUGGAUGAGCAACAGCCGUACAUCAUGGGCACGCUGAGAGGGAAGUGAACCCUCUUCGGGGUCGCGGUAAAUUGUGAUUGUUUUCUUUACUCCGAUCCACAGUCUGCUUUAAAUGUGAAUUACUGGGUUUUAGAAGGCAUGCUGACAGCUGUUGAUGUCUCCAAAUUCAACUUGUCAAAUUUUAAAAGUAAAAAAUUCAAAGAAAAAAAAUGGUCCCCUUGUUGUCAUGGACACAGUUAUUUAAAUUGUUAACGGUCAUUUUGUUUGACUCUGAGGUCUGUCAGUAACGUUCUCAGGGUUCGGUUCUGUCUGCUCUGGUAUAUUUGGGCUUUACCCAAACGGUGAUGCAUCCAUAGCAAAUGUUCACUUUAUGGACAGAUCCUCGAUAAUGUAGCCUAUAGUUGCUACACCCAAAUACAGCUGUAUCAAGAGCAUAUUAAACAAAAACUACUAUUCAGUUAGCCACACCAUUUCAACAUCUGGCAGCUCAUGCUUACUGUCUCUCUGCUCAGAAAGUGAUUCGCUGAACAUUUUUGCCUACUCUUUUCUGUACUCAAAACAUUAUUUUUUUAAAUUUGAUUAAAAAGAUUGACAAAACAA
Molecule: messenger RNA, 1674 nt
Organism: Anguilla anguilla (European eel)
Lineage: Eukaryota; Metazoa; Chordata; Actinopteri; Anguilliformes; Anguillidae
Product: apoptosis-associated speck-like protein containing a CARD
Exons: 3
Coding region: 499-1122 (207 amino acids)
Biological process (GO): regulation of apoptotic process
Source: RefSeq, a predicted model, not a curated record